Molecule: messenger RNA, 1320 nt
Organism: Trichoplusia ni (cabbage looper)
Lineage: Eukaryota; Metazoa; Arthropoda; Insecta; Lepidoptera; Noctuidae
Product: pickpocket protein 19-like
Exons: 10
Coding region: 1-1299 (432 amino acids)
Biological process (GO): sodium ion transmembrane transport
Cellular component (GO): membrane
Molecular function (GO): ligand-gated sodium channel activity
Source: RefSeq, a predicted model, not a curated record
AUGCACAAACUAAAACGGUCGAUUCGGAACAAAUUGCAGUACCUAGGUGAUCACUAUAGCUUGCAAUGGGUCGGAUACGUAUUUACACCGCUGCCUACUCCUUUAUUUAAAAGGUUAUUCUGGCUGGCCACAAUAAUAGCCAGCUGCGUAUGUUCAGCUAAAGUACUACAGGCAGCAUUUUACCUGUACACUGCAGAUGCAGUAUCAUACUCCGUGGAAACAGACUACUUGGAGUGGAACACGCCUUUUCCUGCGAUGACCAUCUGUGAACAGCUCAAUAGGCCAAGGAUUACAAAAUAUCUCACCAAGAAUAAGCUUCCAUCUUCUUUGGCAUCCUUCAGCGAAGACAUCAGCUACAGAAACCAAAAGAUCUGCAAGUCCUGUACCACGUGUGUGAUGAACAAGACUUGUGUUCAUAACUUUCUGGACUUGGCUAAAGGGAUCAGGUUGGAAUGCUCGGAAUUACUUACCGACUGCUGGUGGGGAAAGAAGCCGUUUAAGUGCUGUGAUAGGUUUACGAGGAUUUCCACCGAGUACGGACCCUGUUACGUUUUCAACUCACGUUUGACCGGCAACCGCACAAUUAGCGUUAAUAGAAGGACCGGCCUUAAGAUCUUCAAGUUUACCGCCAUACAGGAUAUUUCUGUGAGGAUACAUUCGCCUGAUGAAAUGUUAACGUUGGCUUCAGAAAAUAUAAUGAGCAAGUGUAGUAACGUGCCGUUGAUGACUGAGGUCGAUGUUAUUCUGAAGGCUGAACAAACGAUCAGCGAAUUAUCUGUCCAGCGCAUAUCUCCAGCCAGUCGCGAUUGCCUAUUCAGCCACGAAAAACCUGCGUUUGCGCACCUCUGGCCUUUCCAAAUUUAUUCGUAUGGUGCAUGUGACAUGUAUAGCAGGGCUAUGGCACAGGCAGAGGGAUGCAACUGUACUCAUCAUUUUAUGCCGAAAUUAGGAAAUAUACCAAUGUGUGACAUUGAGGGGUUGGCUUGUCUCUACGAAAGGAAGAACAUUAUUGAUAACAUUUGGACUGAUAACUACGAAUGCCCGAUGGCCUGUGAAGAAGUUUCGUACAAAGUCUUACAUACGACAUGCCCGCGAUCGAGCAGUAAGCCAGGUGGAGUGAGGAUGACGUUCGGUCGCAUGCAGCUUGGAGAGCUUCCAUCUUUGAGGGUCCGGAGACAUGCUAUCAGAGAGUUACUUGGGCUUGUUGUGGAUGUGGGUGGUGUAAUCGGAGUAUUUUUCGGAGCAUCUCUUCUUAGCAUCAUAGAAAUUUUCUACAUUCUCUUCAUUCGUAAAUAUUAAAUUAUCGGUGAGUACUAUCUU